GAACUUAUUCUCUUUCCGCUCUUUGGGAAACGACUUUGUUUCGUCGGCGGAACAGUGAAGCGGCCAUGGCCGCUCCUGAAGCCCCUCUCUGCUACGUCGGAAUUGCCAGGCAAUCCGCUGCUUUUCGCCUCAUGAAACAAAUGGGGUGGGAGGAAGGCGAAGGGCUUGGCAAGGACAAGCAAGGGAUUAAAGGCUACGUUAGAGUCCAAAACAAGCAGGACACUUUAGGUGUAGGUGUAGAAAAGCCAAACAAUUGGGCAUUUGAUACUGCACAAUUUGACAGUAUUCUCAAGAAAUUGAAAGUGCAGCAAGCAGUGGAAACCAACGAUGAAGUUGAUGAAAAGAGUGAUGUUCAAGCUGGUAAAGAAUCUGAUGCCUCUAAAGAUGUCAAGGAUCCAGUUGUCAAGGUUACUCGGCCACAGGGACGGUACAAGAGAAGAGAGAAAGGGAAGCUUGUCCAUUCAUAUUCUUCCAAGGAUCUUGAAGGAAUUCUUGUGAAAAAGGUUGAGGAUUCUCCACAGACAAAUCCUAGUCAAGAUGCUGAAUUGGGGUCUGAUGAGGAAUCAGACAGUUAUGUUUUCCAUGUUGAAGGAAACAAAGACCAAAGUGUUUCAGAAGAUUGGUGGGGACAUAAGUAUGGAUUUGUCUCAGGAGGUCUUCUUGGAGCAUCUACAAGAAAAAGGUCCCGUCCAACUGACAGCACUCAAAAUUUCAAUAAGAGGACUGCAUUUUUUGAAGAAGAUCAAGAGAAUCUUUACAAACUUGUCCAAGAUAAAGCCACAACUGGUAAGCAAGGACUAGGCAUUAAGAACCGCCCAAAAAAGGUAGCUGGAUGCUAUUUUGAGGGGAAAAAGACAUCAUUUAAUGAUAGUGAUGAUGAGGAUGCUUCUGAUUAUGGUUCUUCAGCAAAAAGCAAACAAGGUGACAUGUUUGAAACAGAAGAGAAUGGUGAACCCAAAGUAAAGCUGAAAAGGUUAUGUAAACAGCUUCUUCGGCAGGUGCCUGAGAAGUCAUUGAAGCUGAAACAGCUUAAAGUACUCAUUGAUGAACACUCACCCUACAUUUUUUCCAACUUCUCCUCAAAGAGGGAUGCUCUAUCUUACUUGAAGCAAAAGCUUGAAGGUAGUAGGAAGUUCUCAUUGAAGGGAAAGGAAGUGACUCUCUCAUCAAAGAGAGGCUGAAAAUUUUUGUUAGAAAUUUGAGGGCCCUGCAACGAUCUGUACAUUGCAGUUGAGACUGGAUUUGGAUCCGUUUCAGUUAUAAUGCAAUUAUUGGAUUCCUUUAAUCAAUUGGGUAGAAAGCAUUUAUUUUGCUCACACUACACAUUUUUUUAGACUGAUUAUAUGAUUCAGAGUGUGUUGGAUUUUUUAGUUGAGGCAUGUAUUAUUAAUGACAGUAAUGAUUAUUAUGCAUUUUGUUUUAGAACAGUGCAAAAUAAGAUGGUUGAAGCAUCAGAGACAGCAUGGUUUCAAAUGUAACACUAUAUCCAUUCAAUUCAAGCAUCUUCUUUUAACCCAGUUUA
This is a messenger RNA of Vitis riparia (riverbank grape), 1522 nucleotides long. RefSeq lists its product as uncharacterized. NCBI's taxonomy places the organism in Eukaryota, Viridiplantae, Streptophyta, Magnoliopsida, Vitales, Vitaceae. Gene Ontology annotation, molecular function: nucleic acid binding. The coding region runs from base 66 to 1181 and encodes 371 amino acids. Gene Ontology annotation, cellular component: nucleolus. The record is from RefSeq and is a predicted model, not a curated record. Gene Ontology annotation, biological process: regulation of ribosome biogenesis. The transcript is spliced from 11 exons.